Indicator indicator is the source of this 1052-nucleotide messenger RNA. RefSeq names its product alpha-1-microglobulin/bikunin precursor (gene AMBP). The coding region runs from base 12 to 1052 and encodes 346 amino acids. The transcript is spliced from 10 exons. Gene Ontology annotation, cellular component: plasma membrane; cell surface. The record is from RefSeq and is a predicted model, not a curated record. Lineage: Eukaryota; Metazoa; Chordata; Aves; Piciformes; Indicatoridae. Gene Ontology annotation, molecular function: serine-type endopeptidase inhibitor activity.
AGCCACCAGCCAUGGUGUUCUGGGGUCUCCUUUCCCUCCUCCUUUUUGCCGUGGCCAGCGGGACCCCCAUCGGGAACCAGGAUGAGGAUAUCCAAGUGCAGGAGAGCUUUGAGGCUGAGCGGAUGUAUGGGAAGUGGUAUGACAUCGCCAUCGGCACAACCUGCACCUGGAUGAAGAACUACAAGGAGAAGUUCAGCAUGGGCACACUGGUGCUGGGUCCUGGCCCCACUGAUGACCAGAUCAGCACCACCAGCACCAGGCUGCGGCAAGGGGACUGCAAGCAGACCUCAGGAGAGUACCAGAAAACCAGCACCCCUGGCAAAUACACCUACUACAACCCCAAGUGGGAUGUGUCCAUCCAGUGCUACGUGCUCCGCACUGACUAUGACCAGUAUGCUGUCAUCCUGAUGAAGAAGAAAAGCAGCUUUGGCCCAAGCACCAGCCUGAAGCUCUAUGGGAGGAGUCCGGAGCUGAGGGAGGACCUCAUUGAGGCUUUCCAGCAGCUGGCUCUGGAGAUGGGCAUCCCUGCAGACUCCAUUUUCAUCCUGACCAACAGAGGUGAAUGCAUUCCUCAGGAGACUGCAGCUGCCCCCCAGAGGGCACGGAGAGGCAUCCUGCCCCCCGAGGAGGGCUCUGCGGCCGGACCCCUGCCCCCAUACACCGGCAAUAAGGAAGACUCCUGCCGGCUGGGCCGGGACGCGGGGCCGUGCAGCGGGAUGCUCUCCCGCUUCUUCUACAACUCCUCCUCCAUGGCGUGCGAGACCUUCCUGUAUGGCGGCUGCCUGGGCAACGGCAACAACUUCCCCUCGGAGAAGGAAUGCCUGCAGGCCUGCCGCACCGAGGCUGCUUGCAGGCUGCCCAUCGCCCCGGGGCCGUGCCAGAAGCCGGUGACUCGCUGGGCUUUCGACGCGGCCCAGGGCAAGUGCAUCACCUUCAGCUAUGGAGGCUGCAAAGGCAACGGGAACCAGUUCUACUCGGAGAAAGAGUGCAAGGAGUACUGCGGGGCCCCUCCGCUGGCAGAGGACGAGGAGUUUCUGCACCUGCCAAACUGA